GUUGUGACGUGUGGGCGGGGCCAGGCGGGACGGGCUCUCCCUCGGGUGCUUAGCCCCGCCCCCGUCCCACUCUGCCCUGUUGCUGUCGCGCCGCCGCUGGCUGCUGUCCCUGGAUCCCUACCAUGGAGAAGACCAUUGAAGAUCCCCCCACAUCAGCCGUCUUGCUGGAUCACUGUCAUUUCUCUCAGGUCAUCUUUAACAGUGUGGAGAAGUUCUACAUCCCUGGAGGGGACGUCACAUGUCGUUAUACCUUCACCCAGAAUUUCAUCCCUCGUCAAAAGGAUUGGAUUGGCAUCUUUAGAGUGGGAUGGAAGACAGUCCGUGAGUAUUACACCUUCAUGUGGGUUACUUUGCCCAUUGACCUAAACAACAAAUCAGCUAAACAGCAGGAAGUCCAAUUCAAAGCUUACUACCUGCCCAAGGAUGAUGAGUAUUACCAGUUCUGCUAUGUGGAUCAGGAUGGCGUGGUCCGGGGAGCAAGUAUUCCUUUCCAGUUCCGUCCAGAAAAUGAGGAAGACAUCCUGGUUGUUACCACUCAGGGAGAGGUAGAAGAGAUUGAGCAGCACAACAAGGAGCUUUGCAAAGAAAACCAGGAGCUGAAGGAUAGCUGUGUCAGCCUCCAGAAGCAGAAUUCAGACAUGCAGGCUGAGCUCCAAAAGAAGCAGGAGGAGCUAGAAACCCUACAGAGCAUCAAUAAGAAGUUGGAACUGAAAGUGAAAGAACAGAAGGACUAUUGGGAGACAGAGUUGCUUCAACUGAAAGAACAAAACCAGAAGAUGUCCUCAGAAAAUGAGAAGAUGGGAAUCAGAGUGGAUCAGCUUCAGGCCCAGUUGUCAACUCAAGAGAAAGAAAUGGAGAAGCUUGUUCAGGGAGAUCAAGAUAAGACAGAGCAGUUAGAGCACCUGAAAAAGGAAAAUGGCCACCUCUUUCUCAGUUUAACUGAACAGAGGAAGGACCAGAAGAAGCUCGAGCAGACAGUGGAGGAAAUGAAGCAGAAUGAAACUACGACAAUGAAGAAACAACAGGAAUUAAUGGAUGAAAACUUUGACCUGUCAAGAAGACUGAGUGAGAAGAAAAUGAUAUAUAAUGCUCUGCAGAGAGAGAAAGAGAGAUUGGAAGGAGAAAAUGAUCUUUUGAAGAGGGAGAACAGCAGAUUGCUCAGUUACAUGGGUCUGGAUUUUAAUUCUUUGCCGUAUCAAGUACCUACUUCAGAUGAAGGAGGCGCAGGACAAAAUCCAGGACUUGUCUAUGGAAACCCGUAUUCUGGUAUCCAAGAAAGUUCUUCCCCCAGCCAGCUCUCCAUCAAGAAAUGUCCUAUCUGCAAAGCAGAUGAUAUUUGUGAUCACACCUUGGAGCAACAGCAGAUGCAGGCCCUUUGUUUGAAUUGUCCAAUUUGUGACAAGAUCUUCCCAGCUACAGAGAAGCAGAUCUUUGAAGACCAUGUGUUCUGCCACUCUCUCUGAGUGUCCCAACCUCUUGGAUGUAUACAGAGAUUUUAUAGAGUAGAACCUGUAGCUUCUGCCAUGAGUUAUAUGAGUCAAGAUCCUGCCUAACCCGAAAUUAUUAGGGAUUUACUCAGCCCUGCUGCCACUAACAGUGGAGUUGUGUCACUGAUCUGAAGGUCACUGUUAAGGACUUCUGCUGCCAUCCUUGUGGGUUGCUACCUUUAAGUCACAUAACUCUAGCUGUAUCAUCCUCUCACCUAUCAUUCUUCCAAGGGUCUCAGUACAAGGGCCCUGGGAUAGAGCCAACCUGGGUAUUCACAACAGGCCUGACUUGAUACUAAGUGAUUGGUUUUCCUAGUUGUCCCACUGCCAUUCAAAGUCAGCCCUUGAGUGUAUUUGUUCUCAGUCCUAACCCUGGGGCCAGAGAUUGGUCCGAGGUUGAGAAUUCUUCCACCUCAUCCUCGGUGUUGCUUUCUCCAAAUGAUUGCAUUAGACUAGCCAAAAAUGCCAUGGCAAAGAGCUCAGAAGUCCAGUUUGGAUACCAAAGGUUUCUCAUGUUAAUUUCUCAGCCCCUAAAGAAGCAUCUUACUCCUGAACCUUAGACAGGAAGUAUUAUUUCAGUCACAAAAAGCUUUUCUGGGUACCUCUGGUUAGCACUUCCUACUCUCUGAUAUUUCCUAUGUACAUAGCUUGUAUUGUUGUAAAUCCUUUCUUAAUGGUUAAAUACGGAUUGUUAGCAACCAUGGAUUUGCAGUUUUCUGAAUAGGUGAGUUUUGAAUAUGGAUAAGUCAGAAUAAUGAGACUUGUUAAUCUCUUUAAUACUAAAAAUAAAUUACUCUUCUAUUUCAGGGACUUAGGUAAUUUAAAGUAAACCUUCAGUUUAUAGUCUUUUAUUUUGAAGCUCAUGGGAAAACUGUGAUCAAAAGGACUAUGGGAAGGACAGACCCCACGAAUGAUUUCUCUUCACCUGUCUUAAGUAUUAAACAAAAAAGAGUGUCCUAGUGUCCUGGCAGUUAUCUUGAGGUGGGGAAGGAGGUGAUGAAACAUUAGUUUGUGAAAUCCAAGGCCCUGGCUUCUUUUUUUUUUUUUUUGAAACAGAGUCUUGCUCUGUCACCCAGGCUGGAGUGCAGUGGCGCGGUUAGCUCACUACAGCCUCCACCUCCCAGGUUCAAGCGAUUCUCAUGCCUUAGCUUCCCAAGUAACUGGGAUUACAGGUGUGUGCCACCAUGCCCAGCUAAUUUUUGUAUUUUUAGUGGAGACAGGGUUUCACUAUGUUGGCCAGGCUGGUCUCAAACUCCUGGCCUCAUGUGGUCCGUCCACUUCAGCCCUUCAAAAUGCUGGGAUUACAAGCGUGAGCCACAUGCCCAGCCUGAGGCCCUGACUUCUUGCUGUAACUUUUCAUGCAUUUUUUUUUUAAAGGAGCAGUGUGGAUUUUGGCACCCUUUGUGAACUAAGUUCAAUACCCUCUAUCCACAUUUGCCUAAUUGAACUAUAAGAAAGCAAUAAUUCCAUUUUCUCUCCCCUCAGGGACUGAACAAAUGGAAAUAACUCCCAGGCAGUAUCAGCUGGUCACUACAGAGACUUGUACAAAAACUUUUGAAUGAUGUGAAACACGUUGUCAUGAAUAAGAGUUGAGCCAACUAUAGCCCUGUGUUCCUACUGGGCUUUCCCCAGCGUGGUUGGGAGUUAUGCCCUAGACUAACUGUAUUGUCCUAGUCACAGCUCCUUGCUUUGAUUUCAUCCUUGAUAAAAUGAAGAUGAAACUUAUACUACUUCUCCAGGCCUUUUGCUGCCUUAAGAAUGAGACCUGACAUUAACACUAACCCUAGAAUAGAAAUAUAUAAUAGGGAGAUGGUAAUAAAGGAGUUUUUCUGGCA
Mandrillus leucophaeus (drill) is the source of this 3322-nucleotide messenger RNA. It is a transcript of the gene CALCOCO2, whose product is annotated as calcium binding and coiled-coil domain 2. Lineage: Eukaryota; Metazoa; Chordata; Mammalia; Primates; Cercopithecidae. Gene Ontology annotation, biological process: xenophagy; positive regulation of autophagosome maturation. The transcript is spliced from 13 exons. The record is from RefSeq and is a predicted model, not a curated record. Gene Ontology annotation, cellular component: PML body; autophagosome. The coding region runs from base 123 to 1463 and encodes 446 amino acids.